Rotaria sordida is the source of this 363-nucleotide messenger RNA. The record is from the annotation of a GenBank genome assembly. Lineage: Eukaryota; Metazoa; Rotifera; Eurotatoria; Philodinida; Philodinidae.
AUGGAGCAAAGUAAUCAAAUUCCGUGGGAUACUCUUAUCUAUGAUGAAGAGCAACCUGUUUACAUGAGAAAACAAGAAUAUCAACAAGAAGUUAAAAAACAAGAGCAAACUCGCACAUUUGCUUAUCAAAGAGGACUGGUAUGUAAAGGUCAUAGUUGUUCAACGUGUGGUAAUUGUUGUGACUGGUAUUAUUGCAAUGAUUAUUAUGCAAAACGCAAUGGUGCUACUUGCAAUCGUGAUUAUGUUUCUAAUCUUUUUCUUGAUGAUGUUCUUUCUUCAAUUUAUGAUGAUACUCUUUAUAGUGAUAAUGAUUCUCUUUAUCAUGGUAUGAAUAUGAUAUGUAAAUGUCAAGAAAAUAAUUAA